This is a messenger RNA of Paramecium octaurelia, 229 nucleotides long. The record is from the annotation of a GenBank genome assembly. Lineage: Eukaryota; Ciliophora; Oligohymenophorea; Peniculida; Parameciidae.
UAUGAAAGUUUGGAGGUGGAUUGAAUUGAAUGAUAAUUUGGCAUCGAAUAUGAAUAAUCAUACAUUAUUUAUGAUGGGGAAUAUAAAAAUGGGAAAAAAGUAGGUCUAUGGAUGGAAAUGGAUAGAAAAUGGAAUGAAAAAGAAUUUAAGAAAUGCCAAGAAAUUUCAUAUGAUAAAUUAAUAUUAUGCUUAUUUUAAAUGGUUAAUCUUAUUUUAAAUUUCAUAAUGA